Messenger RNA from Cotesia congregata, 2166 nucleotides. The record is from the annotation of a GenBank genome assembly. NCBI's taxonomy places the organism in Eukaryota, Metazoa, Arthropoda, Insecta, Hymenoptera, Braconidae.
AUGGAAGAUAAUCCGAGCUUGCAUAAAGUAGAAGUUGGAUUUUAUUUUGCAACUUGUGUUUGUGGAAUUUUGUACUCUACGUACCAACUUUAUUUAGCUGGAUCAUUUUUUGAUUAUUUUGAUGAUAUUCACGAUGAUUUUUCAACGGGCUGGAGUUGGAUAGGUCGGAAGAAAGAUGUUUCAGAUCAUGAAUGGGCAGCGAUGGUUCCAUUUCUUAGAAUAUUUAUCCCAUGGAUAUUGUGUUGCUGGUAUAUUACAAUAAGCCUCGCAUUUCUCUGGACAUACAUUGGAGUCCCUGGAGUGAUUUUCAUGCUGAUCCAGCCUUGCAUAGUGUGUCUGCUAAUAUCAAUAAAAAAUCUCCCUUUAAUUUACUUCGCUGAACUGGGUCUGGUAUUUUUGUACCACUACAAACCACUGAUGAGCCUGGUCCGCAAGGACUGGCUCCAACUGGACUCUAAUUGGGAUUAUUUACUAACUAUUUCAACUUUCUGGGUCCAAUUACGCAGUACUAGCUGCGCUAUUGACAAUGUGAAGAUCUACAGGCACAAUAGCCUCCAAGGAUUUUUAAAAAAUUUUAUCGAAACGACUGCGUACUGCCUGUACUUCCCCACACUCUUCAUGGGUCCAUUCAUUCUGUACGAGGACUUUCAUAAAGGCAUCAAUAGGCACAACAAGUGGACGCUGGGUCGUCUGGUAAUUACUGCUCUAAAUUUACUGAGAUUUUCAUUCUGGAUCCUCUUCACCGAGAUCUCUGCUCACUUUUUAUACGUCACUGCGUUCAAGUACCAGCCGCAAGCAAUCGAGAAGUUUAACUCCUGGGCAUUCUUCGGGUUCGGCUACUGGAUGGGCCAGUACAUGUGCAAUAAAUAUGUAGUUUUAUACGGCCUUGCUGGAGAAUUCGCUCGCGCUGAUGAUAUAAAUGCUCCGCCGCCUCCUAAAUAUAUCAGUACUAGACACGGGAGCUACGAUGACUUUGCUAUAGGAUGGAGCUGGAUAAAAAAGAGACAAGAUAUUUCUGAUGGAGAAUGGUGGAGUUUUAUACCGCUUAUUAAAAAACUAGUGCCUUGGAUUGCUGUGCAAUUGUUAAUUAGUCAUUUUAUAAAAUAUAAAAAAUUUAAUAGUACGCCUUCGGUGGUAUGCCUGCUGAUAGCAAUCCGCAACUUACCCCUAAUUUACUUCGUAGAACUAGGAACAUUGUAUUUAUACCAAUAUGACCCUCUGAUGAACUUAGUCUGGAACGACUGGCUGCAGGUCGACCAAGAAUGGCAAUACCUCCUAACAGUGACAAUUUUCUGGAUCCAGUUACGGAGCAUCAGCUGCUCUGUAGACAAUGUCACGCGGUACCAGCACAAAAAUCUCAGUAGUUUCUUCAAAAACUUCAUCGAGAUCACCGCGUACUGCCUAUACCUGCCAACUAUGUUCACUGGUCCGUUUUUCCUCUACUCGGACUUCCGUAAAAGUUUCAGCGGGUCAGAAAAGUGGACAGUGCAUCGUUUGGGUGUCACUGUUUUCAAUUUAUUGAGAUACACCUUCUGGCUGCUGGUCACCGAGCUGAUGAUGCAUUUCCUGUACACCAGCGCGUUGAAGAGUUACCCGGAACGAGUCGGUGCGUUCAACGCCUGGGCCUUCUACGGGUUUGGUUACUCCAUGGGCCAAUACUUCUGUAACAAGUACAUUGUCGUUUAUGGACUCGCUGGUGAGUUUAGCCGUGCUGAUGAUAUUGAUGCUCCUCCGCCGCCUAAAUGUAUCGGAAGAGUCCAUCUGUAUUCUGAAAUGUGGAAGCACUUUGAUCGUGGACUAUAUCAAUUUCUCGUCAAGUACAUUUACGGACCAAUAGCGCAGUAUAAUUUUCCUUUGAAGAAAUUCUUCGCUUCCUUCCUGACAUUCAGCUUCAUCUACAUCUGGCACGGACUCGCUCAAUAUGUUUUCAUUUGGUCGCUACUUAAUUUCAUUGGAAUAACUAUCGAAAGCAUAGCUCGUUACAUAGGAACCUCUUCAGUUUAUAAUUAUUAUUUGAAUAAAUACUUGUCACCGAAAAACGCAAGGAGGUUCCAUUGCCUGAUUGCUUCUCCGUUGCUUUCGAUGUCUGCCAUUUCUAACUUUUAUUUCUUCGGUGGAAUGGCUAUUGGCAAUUUAUUCACUUUCCGAUUCUUCCAAGGUAAUUAA